Molecule: messenger RNA, 966 nt
Organism: Aspergillus novofumigatus IBT 16806
Lineage: Eukaryota; Fungi; Ascomycota; Eurotiomycetes; Eurotiales; Aspergillaceae
Exons: 3
Coding region: 158-724 (188 amino acids)
Source: RefSeq, a predicted model, not a curated record
AAUCGGCAUUUGGGAGAUUUAGCAAUGAAAUAACCGGUUGUUGAUGAUCCGGCGAUCGGUUUCUUGAUAGUAUAAAUACUUUUCCGAGUACCUUAAGUCAGUGUGUUUCGACCACUUUACAACAAUUAUCUGUAAUAUUCUCCCAUAUACUACAACUAUGAAUCCAAUCCUCCGCAGUAGCCUCUCGUCGAAGGCACUCAAAUCCUCGACUCUCCCAAUCUGCCGCCAGAGGAGCCUCUUCCCUCAACCAUGGCGGUUCUACACUCAGAGCUCCUACGGCGGUGGUGAACAGAAGCCAGAAGGCAAAGCGGAAGCUAAAACGAGCAAGCCUACGCGCGAUAUAGAACAUCCAGUACCCCCUCCCCCGGACGUUAGCAAGGGCAAGGGCUCAUCUUCACCAUCAUCAUCAUCCUCAUCCUCAUCCUCGUCAUCCGGCGAUGGCCCCAGUUUCCAGAACCAACCUCCCUCAGACGAGGAAACCCGCCGCAACAACGACGGCGCAGAGGUGUAUCCGCACACGACGAACAGACCGUCGAACAACGCCCGGCCGACCAUCAGCAACGGGCAGUCGCCCAACGUCGACGAGGAGGGGAACCCGCGUCCGGAUGUGCCCGAGGAGGUGAGGCGGCAUAAUGACGAGGUCGAGAAUCGGCAUGACCGGGCGUAUAACAAGCUGGAGGAUGAUGGGAAGGUGCAGAAGGUGUCUUGGAAAACUGGCAAAUAGAGGGGCCGGGUGGUUUGGUUGCUGCUUGUGUCGGGGAUUGUUGGUUGGAGCUGGGGGUGGAUGCUGAUGUUAAUGCGGUUGAGUAGUUUGACACUAUCUUACCGGUGGUUUAGUCUGUGGUCUUUAUAUGAGUUGAUGCUCGUUAAGUUAGACGGCCCAUAUCGAAGGGUGUGAUAAGGUCGCAGUGUGCGCUGGAUGACGUGUGUACCAUAAGUUUGAUUUUGCGUGAAUUUGCAUCUUGA